UGGUCAGAGAACGACGGCCCCCUCAAAUAGCCGAGGUACCUGAGUACUAUAUAAAAAAGAAACCGUGUAGAAGAAGGCGCUUGAACAAUAAAAAAUCUAUUUAUAACGUCACUGGAUUGAUCAGAACUUUCCUCUGAAGCUAAAGAUGCUGGAGUGUUGGGAGUAGAAGAAGAAGCUGUAGAAUCAGUUGUGUUGAAGGUGUCGAGGUCGGCAAUUGGAAUUAUCUGAAAAAAAGCAAGUUAUGACUUUGCGCCUUUAUGGCCGCGCGCCUAGUUGGGCGUGUCCCUGGUAGGGAACCUCACCAAAAUGAAAAAAAGAAGUUGGGAUUAGAGACCGGAUCGAGAGCAGAUCUCGAACAAAAAUCGCGAUUAGAGCUCGAUUCUCGUACGACUAUUCACGUUUGGUCUCUAGUUGGGAUCCCAAUAACCUUAUAAAUAAAUCGCCUUUAAAUGAAUAGACCCUCGCGAAAAAUUCCCAGGCUGCGGCUACAAAAUUCAAAGACACAUAGCCAAGAGGAAAGGGAUUAACCUUAUGUUUUACAAAAAAAUGUGGACAGUUAACGAAAAAGUACCCAUUAAAAUCAAAUAAAAUCAUCGGUUUAAAAAAAUUAAAAAAAAAUACCACAGCAGAUCG
Meloidogyne enterolobii is the source of this 633-nucleotide messenger RNA. NCBI's taxonomy places the organism in Eukaryota, Metazoa, Nematoda, Chromadorea, Rhabditida, Meloidogynidae. The record is from the annotation of a GenBank genome assembly.